Messenger RNA from Melanotaenia boesemani (Boeseman's rainbowfish), 5707 nucleotides. RefSeq lists its product as uncharacterized. Lineage: Eukaryota; Metazoa; Chordata; Actinopteri; Atheriniformes; Melanotaeniidae. The transcript has 14 exons. The coding region runs from base 1395 to 3032 and encodes 545 amino acids. Gene Ontology annotation, molecular function: zinc ion binding. The record is from RefSeq and is a predicted model, not a curated record.
UCCGUUUUUCCCAGUGAUCGGCAGAUCAGUUUCCGGUUUAUUUCCUGCUUCAUCCGCAUCACCAUGAACUUCUCAAGAUGUCUCCAAAACCUGCCAAAAAUAUCUAUAAACGAUGUACACCGCAUCGUGGAUGCCCACUCCCCUGCUUCCAAGAGCAAACAAGAAAAAGGCUUUCGUCUAUAUAUAUCCAGUUACGUGCACCAGUACGAGGGUAAGUAUAUUAUGUGGUGAUGUUAGCCGGCUAGCUAACGUUGGCGACCUGCUAAUUAAAGCUUUACUUUUGUUUCGUAUGUUUAAUUGUUGUCAAAACUGUGUUACUUUUGCGUCUCUCUCAGUCUCAGAGAAAGAUCAGGGCACAGGUGAAGUUGUCGUCAGGGCGCUGUGUUACAGGUCCAUGAAGAAAGCUGAGAAGCCUCACAGUUUGAGUGUAUGGUGAAGCUAGAAUAGAUAAGACAGCAGCGGUUGCUUGAGAAACCCAGUGUUCCAGAUGUUCUUGGGGGCUGGGCAAGGUCAUACAUUUUAAUGUAACUCUUUAAUGUGCUCACAAUGAAAAGAGCGGUUUAAAUAACAGGUAAGUUUACCUUGCUGGUCCCCACUGGGUUACUGCAUGCGUUCAUGUUGAAGUUAUAAUGUUAUAAUGUUAUUAUAACCCAGAGUUCCUAAUGUUCCUGGGGAUUCAGCUAAGGUUAUUCAUGUUUAAUGUAACUUUUAAUAGAUAGAAUGAAAACAGUCGUUACCUACUGCAGGUGAGUUUACUUAGCUGAUCCCCACUGGGUUAUUGCUUACUGAUUCUCAUCAGUUUUAUAUGCAUCUUAUUGUGCCUCUCAGUUGUUAUUAGCUGUGUUUUACCUAAACUCAGUCAUUUAUUUAAGGUGUAGGCUUGAUUAAAAAACUCAGACUGUGUCAUAAAGAAUGAUUAAGCAGUUAAACAAGCCAAGAUUAAUAAGUACUAACUGUGACAUUUUACUUUUACAGGUGGUACUAAGAGAUUCCAGUCCUGUGGAGCUGCUGCAUCACAGCUGCACAUGUGUGGCUGGAGCAGCUUUAUGUAACCACUGUGUAGCCUUGCUUUUCCAGUCAGCACAUUAUUCUCAGCUGAAGGUGCCUGUGGUCCCCCCUAUGCUGAGCUGUACAGAGGGAGAACAACAGUGGCACAAGCCCAGAACUUUGGGUAUAAAACCAGGACCCGUGGAUAAGAUGGCUGUUUUAUCUGCAAAACCAAAGUGUGGAGGAACAAGAGAGGGUGUAAGGAGCACACUCUACAAAGGCCUCAGUGGGGAUUUACCUGAUCUCUCUGUCCUUCAGGUGCUCAGGGGUCCUCUUAACUCUACCACAGUGUUAGACUCAGUGUGGCAUGGCGUGAGCAGCAUCAAAGAUUUCAUCGUGAGGCCAACAUGUUAAUAAAAGCACAACUUGGAGGAAAAAAGAAAUAUCUGAAACUGGAAGAAGUUAGCUUCGCAGAGUUUAUCACUGCAGUCCAGCAGAAGUUUCUGAUACCAGAGACUACACCACUGAGGGUCACAGAUGACCAGGGUGUGGAAGUUGAUGAGGAUGUUUUUCCAGACCUUGCAACAGCCAAAGAAAUAUGCUUUUUCAUCUACACUGAUCAAGACCUUCCAGUUGCUGAAGCAUCCAUGAUCUCUACUGAGUGUUCAGACCUGACUGAGUAUGUGACCCUCACUACUUGUGAUUUGACAGUCCUGCAGCAAGAGGAUGAUAGGACCUCUUCACCAUCCCUUACAGAUACAGUCUCUGUUUCAAGCAGUUUAAGCAGUGAGACAAGUGAUCAGGGAUGUCAGAUUGUUCCCCCUUUGAAUAGUAUCCUUGCAAAAAAUAAUGUAGAGCAAAUUCUCUCCUCAAAACCAGCUGGCAUGACUGUGAUAAAAGAGUAUGAGGAGACUGGGAGUUUAAAAGAUUCUACCCGGCGGUUAAUGGUUAACAUUAUUGUGGCUCAUAUGCAUGAAAAAGAAGGGAGAGCUGUUAGCAAAGCAACAAAGGAAUUCCAUGCCCUUGGAAUUGUGUCACUGUUCCCAUCUCUGAAGGACCCGUACUCCAAAAAGGGAUAUGAACACUUCUAUGACAUUCAGAGCAACAAAGGCUUUCUACAGUGGCGUAUGAAAACAGUGCAGCGUAAAUCCAGAACCGUGUCAACAACCCAGAAUAACAUGGUGCUCACAGGAGGUCCUACAUCAUCAAGAUCAUUUGGUACCAUGGAUGACCAGCGAAAAGGAGACGAAUGUAUGGAAGCCAUGUCUCUCCUUCACUACACAACUGAUCGGGACUUGGUGUUCCAGAAGAUGAGAGAAACCUUCUGCUACCGUCAGCAGAUCCUUCAUGACCCACAGCGCGCAGCUGAUGUCCUACAAAUGUUUCCUCGUUUUUUGGAUGUCAAAGGACUGAUUUUGCAAGACUUCUCACUGAUGUUUGGAGCUGAUGUCGCUUCAAGAUUCCUUGAAAAAUGGAACACCAGUUUCAAAGACAAAGUCAUCCAGGAGGCCAGGGCCCUGAAAGAGACUGUUCUCCUUAAACAGCAGUUAAAAGCUGCCCUGAAUGAAAGGUCUGAUGCUACUGAUGAGCCAGAGUGGGAUAGCGACAUGGCUUCCAUUCUUGUGUUGCUGCAUCUUCUCACUCCCCAACCAGCUGGCAGAAAGCGGCCAAAGAAGAUCAGUGUUGGUGAGGCAAUGGAUCAUCUAGUGAAAUUUCACAAGUCAUGCAAUAGCCUUGAGGAUCAUCUCUUGACUGCUGCAGAAACCCGUCAGCCAUAUGUUCUUGCCAGUGGGACUUCAAAGGCACAGGUUUUCACCUUCUACAUUGUCUUGGACAAGAAGCUUCUGCCUUGUCAGUCAUGUACAUCCUUAGGUGCUUUUGAUGAGUUGUUCAAGUCUCAUUUUGUUUUCAGUGUGAAGUAUGAUGAUGCUCUGUCCAGCCUGUACACAUUUUUGCAGACAACUGUGUACAAUAUUGACAUAGGCACAACUGAAGAAACUCCAAAAGUCAAAGAGCUGAGAGCAAAGUUGUUGAACAAGCUUUAGUUGGCCUUCUCAGCCACAAUGCUAAGUUGCUUUCUGUGUGCUUCAUCCUUUGGUACAACUGUGCAUCUGUUCAGGCACCUCAAACUAAUUCAUGGAAUGUAUCCAGGGAAAAGUCUAAGACUGAAAUGUGGCCAGGCCGGUUGUUGCUUGCAGUUCUCCAGUUAUUCUGGAUUUAGGAGACAUCUUAUUAAUAUUCAUUCUUCAACUGAGCCCUGUGAGGAUCCUUCCAAUUGUGAAAGUGAAGAUGGCAAUUCUCAGUCAUUAGACAAUGAAAUGCCGUCUACUUCAUCUCAAUGCCAAAAUGUUGAAACUGGACAUUCAGGAUCCACUCAAAGGAAAGAUAUGUGUGCUUCAAUUAUAGCCAAGCUUUUGGGGAGCGGUGUACCAAAUUCUGUGGUUCUGUCCACAAUUGAAAAUCUUGAAGAAUUUGUGGAGGAACUGCAGUCCAAUAUUCAGGACCAGGUAUUGAACUUACUUCCAGGAAAUAAUCCAUCUAGAUCAGCCAUGGAAGACUUAUUUAAAAAGUUUGACAAUCCUUUCAGUCAGCUGAACUCUGAUACCAAGUGGAAGAAAUAUUUCAGGGAUAAAUGGGGGGUAGUAGAGCCAGUUGAGGUGCACCUUGGAGUUAGAUAUGAUACGAGACGAAAUAAAACUGGAAUGUAUGAACAAGUUCCUGUUAAUGAUAAAUUCACAUAUAUUCCAAUUUUGAAGACACUCCAGUUCAUUUUUAGAAAUGAAAGCAUAUGCGAGUUGAUACAAAAAUCUAGGCCACCUUUUUCUGAUGUUUAUGAAGACUUCUGUGAUGGAAGCUACUUUGAAAGUCAUCCAUUAUAUUCAGUUUAUAGACAUAGUCUCCAAAUUCAAUUGUACUAUGACGAAUUUGAAUGUGCAAAUCCUCUUGGAUCAAAAAAAGGCAUACAUAAAGUUGGCUGCCUUUACUUUAUUCUCAGAAAUCUUCCCCCAAAAGUAAAUUCAGCCCUCAUGAACAUCCACUUGGUAUCUUUGUUUUAUGCACAAGAUGUAAAAAAAUAUGGGAUUGAUGAAAUACUGAAACCCUUAAUUAGUGAUUUGAAAAUUCUAGAAACUGUUGGAAUUGCUGUGCCAUUUGCAGAACACCCUGUAUGUGGUACACUUGCUCAAAUUACUGGUGACAAUUUGGGUAUGCAUUGCAUUCUUGGGUACCUGGAGUCAUUUAGUGCACAUUAUUUCUGUCGAUUUUGCUUAAUUGAUAAAUUCACAGCUCAGUCAGUUUUCUCAGAGGAUGACCCAAGGUUGACUUUAAGAUCACCAGUUCUAAACGAUCAGCAUUAUGCCAAUUUGAUUGAUGAACCAACACUUGCCUCUUCAUUUGGCAUUAAGAGGAAAAGCACACUUAAUAACUUAAAGUAUUUUAAUACUGCAGAAAACUAUGCUGUGGACAUAAUGCACGACAUAUUGGAAGGAGUGGGCCAGUUUGAGAUACGACUACUUUUUGAAUAUCUGAUUGAACAUUUAAUUUCCAAAGAAACCUUGUUGAACCGAAUAUAUGCUUUUAAUUAUGGGUAUUUAGAAAAUAAAAACAAGCCAACCAAUAUUAACCUUGACUGUGGAGGGCAUGGGAUAGGAUUAAAUGCAUCACAAACGCUGUGUUUAGUCACAAACAUACCUUUGAUAUUUGGUGACCUGGUACCAGAGGAUGAUCUGCACUGGCAUUUAUUGCUGUUGUUGUUAAACAUUAUAAAUAUUGUAUUCUCAUAUUCAGUCACUGAGGGGAUGACGGUGUAUUUGAAGCACCUUAUUAUCGAACACCAUAGUCUCUUUAAAGAACUUUACCCUUCAAAAAACUUGCUUCCAAAACAUCAUUUCAUGUUGCACUACCCGAGAUGCAUUAGAAAGAUUGGACCACUUAUUCAUAUUUGGACAAUGAGAUUCGAAGCUAAACAUAAAUUUUUCAAAGAUUGUGUGAAGAACUUUAAGAAUUUGACUGUAUCUCUUGCAAACAAACACCAGUUAGCAGUUGCGUAUCAUUGGGAGUGCUUGUCUUGGAAUGCAGUAGAGUCUGGACCAAUCAAGUUGUGUUCACCUGAAUUACUGGAAUUUUUAGAAGAUUUAAUGGCAUUUUUUCAUGUUGAUUCACUAGCCACUGUCAGUUUUACAAAAUGGGUCAAAUGUUGUGGUGUUGAAUAUCGUGUUGGACUAUUUGUUUGCACCGGUACUGAUGAAAACACACCACUUUUCAGCAAAAUAGCUUCAAUUGUUUUGCACAGUGGCAAAGUAUUUUUUGUGUUGAUUGAGCAUGAGACUUAUUUCCAUGAUCAUUUCCAUGCUUUUCAAAUCAGGGAGAAUGUACCAAGGAAAAUACUAGUGAUAGAGAAGGAGAAAUUAAGACAUUUCAAACCUUUUGAUGCUCAGAUGUCAUAUGGUUGUGAUUCACAAUUUUAUGUUAUUUUAGAAAGCUGUAUUAUCUGAUUUGAUUUGUAUGAGUUCCUUGUGGAAUUUUCCUGUAUGUUCUAUCCGUAAAACAUGUUCUGCACUGCUGAGAUGUGAAUAGUGCUGCUGACUUGAUCUUUUUGCUGUAAUACUGUUUUUUACUGUCAGAUUUUACAGUUUUUUUGACAGCACUUUAUUUAAAAUGUAACCAAGCAUGACUUUGCCUCAUGUAAGGUUUGUUAAAAUAAAAUGAGAAGUUAAAAGCA